AACAAACAUAUUGAUCAACAACUGAAGUCCUGUCAUCGGUCACGCUCAUAACUAACAGCAAGUAUGCUUUCGCUUGCGCGGAACCUCAAUGCAACUCGCGCUAUUAUUCACGCAGGAACUUCUGCCAACUUCUUCUGUCGACGUCCCGCGUUGGUUCUGUGCGUAAAUCCCAACAGGAAGCGCUCGGGGAAACGUUACAAUGUGCCACCCAGCGCCGAGUUUGUCGCCCGGGUGUCGGGGAUCCCCACCAUGGCCAAGUUACCGUACCAGGAGACGGCGGACGGGCUCGAUGCGGCGUUCAUCGGCGUCCCCAUCGACACCGGGACGUCCAACCGACCCGGGGCGAGGUUCGGUCCUCGGCAGAUCCGAGUGGAAUCUGCUUUGUUGAGAUCUUACAACAGUGGCACCAGGGCAGCACCUUACGAGUCCCUCAUGGUGGCUGACAUUGGGGACGUCAAUGUGAAUGUGUAUGACCUGAAGGACACCUGCAAACGCAUCAGAGACGCCUACAGGACGAUCCUGGCUACUGGCUGUAUUCCUCUGACUAUGGGUGGCGAUCACACGAUUGCAUAUCCGAUCCUACAAGCUGUUGCUGAGCGGCAUGGCCCAGUGGGUCUGGUCCACGUGGAUGCUCACGCGGACACCAGUGACGUGGUCUUGGGGGAGAAGAUUGGACACGGGACUCCGUUCAGACGUUGUGUGGAGGAAGGGCUUCUGGACUGCAAGCGAGUGGUCCAGAUCGGCCUGCGCGGUACAGGCUACUCUGCAGAUUCGUAUGAAUGGAGCCGGGCACAGGGUUUCCGUGUGGUCCAAGUGGAAGAGUGCUGGUUCAAAUCCCUUUCCCCUCUGAUGGCCGAGGUGAGGGCUCAGAUGGGCAGCGGCCCAGUUUACCUCAGUUUCGACAUCGAUGCUCUUGACCCGGGCUUCGCCCCCGGAACAGGCACGCCAGAGAUAGCAGGGCUUACUCCCAUUCAGGGAGUUGAGAUUAUUCGGGGCUGCCGUGGUUUAAACCUUGUUGGAUGUGAUCUUGUGGAGGUUUCUCCGCCCUACGACACCACAGGGAACACCGCACUGACUGGUGCCAACCUCCUUUUUGAAAUGCUGUGCGUCCUCCCAAAAAUUAAAUAUUUUGAUUAGUAAAUUUAUCACAGAUUAAUUAAAUAACUAAAUUAAGUGCACACAAAUUUUCAUAUCAUAUAAUAGCACUGUGUAAACAUUCAGACCUUGAAAUGCUUGUUUUGGUUAUAUACGAACAUCUAACGGGACAAACAAAUAUUUAGCCCCAACAAGAGGGAAAGUGUCUUCUACAAACUGCCUCUUUUACAGCAGCUUUGUGGAAAAACAUAAUUUUACCGUUGCUAACUUAAACUAUAGAUGUGGGCCACUGGCAACCCAGCUCUCAUUUCGAAGAGAGGAUAUUAUUAAACAUAUACACACACACACAAAUUACCUUUUCAACCGACAUAAAGGGCAAGUAUGAAUAAUUCUGGAGGAUUUACAGUGUCUCCAUCUUCUGCACCACCUCUUUGCAGAUGGGCCCAACGUGAAUGAAUGCAGUUGAAGUGAAAGUCAUUGAUCUUUAUCAGCUGUGGUCUAUUGUAGCUGUCAGGCAGUGACAUUUUUGAUAUACCGGCUAAAGUACAACGUGUACUUGCUGUCAGCAAAGUCCCUCUGGUUCUUGCUGUGGAAAGUAAAGUUUAAGAUGGAUUUAUAGUCAAAAUGAGAAGCAGGCAUGAUGUUGAUCGCUGGCUGGGUGUCCUCCAGCCUGCCCGCUAUGGUUGCAAUUAAAACAUUUGACCUUUUAUUGAAGAAGAUCAAGAAAUAUCAAUAUGAAUGGACAUCUUCUACAGUUUAAUGAAAUGACUGCCCGCUUCAUUGCCCUGCAUUUCUUUGUGUCUCGAACGAAUGUUGUCUGCUAGGGGAGCGAGCGGAAUCAGACGUACCCCGAUGGAUUUUUGUCCGCAUGCUCUAACUGGUGGACCGAUCAAAGAAGGCGGCGAUGUAAAUGAGGAAGUGUCUCAACCAGGCGUGCCCCAUGAGCCUGAUUUCUAAUAUUUCUAGAAGCACAAUUGUUGUUUUAUUUUUCAGAAACAGACAUUUUAGGACAUCAACUGUGUGACAUUAUAAGAGCUGAAGCUCAUGUUCUGUAUGUGGGUCGAUAAUACCACACGUGUGUCGUGCACAUGUUGGCUGUGUUUACACGGAGUGUCGCCGUGUCUCCAUCAGUGAAUAUUAAUGCUGUCUUUAAAGUUGGUUUUGGCAAACAGCCAUAUAGUUAAACUAUAGUAAACUUACAGCCAACAGGGAGACCAGAGCUGUUGCAGAAGCAAUUUGCCAAAUCUGUAUUCCUGCAUAAUAUUACUUUUUAAUUCUGCUUUGCUUAAUCUAAAUUAUGUAUUUCCCUGUCUGUAUAAUUGUAUACCCAAACUUUAAAGUGUAUAGUAGCCUUUGCGGAGCAGCGUUCUCAUCAUCAAGCCGGAGUAAUCAGGCCCUCAACUUUAUUGUGGAAGUCAAGACCAAUUUGAAACAAAGUAAGAACAAUUUCCUCUGCUUCAGCAUCUGAAACCACAUCUAAAACGCUAUAAGGUCCAUUAAAUAAAACCAUAAUGACUGCAAUAAAGAGCCAUUUGCAGUAAUAGCUGUUGCAUCAC
This is a messenger RNA of Gasterosteus aculeatus aculeatus (three-spined stickleback), 2651 nucleotides long. It is a transcript of the gene agmat, whose product is annotated as agmatinase (putative). Gene Ontology annotation, molecular function: metal ion binding; agmatinase activity. Lineage: Eukaryota; Metazoa; Chordata; Actinopteri; Perciformes; Gasterosteidae. The record is from RefSeq and is a predicted model, not a curated record.